Molecule: messenger RNA, 2963 nt
Organism: Megachile rotundata (alfalfa leafcutting bee)
Lineage: Eukaryota; Metazoa; Arthropoda; Insecta; Hymenoptera; Megachilidae
Gene: MFS16
Product: major facilitator superfamily transporter 16
Biological process (GO): transmembrane transport
Cellular component (GO): membrane
Molecular function (GO): transmembrane transporter activity
Source: RefSeq, a predicted model, not a curated record
AAAAAAGCUACGUAUGUAUAUAAUACGUCCAGCUAAAACAUAUGUUCAUUGCUUACGCGUAACUAUAUGUUGUUUCUCAUUUAUAUACAAAAGUUAUGAAUCAUAGCUGUUCCCUUAUCUAAUUUAUACAGCUUUUAAUUAUGGUUCCCAUAUGAAUACCAAUCUUCUAUAGAUAAAUUAAAACUGUGGACGUGAUAGAAAUAUCAGUGAAAAAGAUAAGUGCAAUAAUUAUGUAUAAAUAUGACAUUGAGGAAAUCAAAGAGAAUAUAAAGUAUUGAUAUUGAUACUGCUAUUUUCAAUUUUCUUUGUGAUAACAUAAAAUUAGAAGUAUUUAAUAAUAGUAUUGUGAAUAGUCUUAUAUAUCAAUGUCAUAUCUGUUGAAGUAAUUAUACUGUGAUUGAUAAGUGGAAUUGUAUAUAAAUGAAAAUUUGUGUGAUUAACUAUUGAUUUAAAACAUUUAUGUAAAAAAAAUGCACAAUAUUUUCUGUGAUUCUUUCUAAAGUAUUAAUAUAAAGGAAUGGAAAUAUUUUGUAUUUUAAAUGAUACAGACAACACAUGCAGUGAUUUAUAAAAAGAUAAAAAUUAAAUUAAAAAAGUACAAAUAAACUUACAAAGCAGUAGAUCUUCUUUAAAAGCUAAAAUAUUUGUAAUAUUCAUAAUAAUACAUCAGUUGAUAAAAAAGAAGUUUAAUUCAAUAAGUAUGAGUGGUUUAGUAAGAGAUCAACCAUGGGGUAUUCAAAUAUUACAACAUACAUCUUCAAAAUGUUGUUCUUAUCGCCGUGUCAAUCGCAUGGCAUGGCAUCAAGGUGGUAUCUUAGCAUUAACAUAUUUGGCAUAUACCUGCUAUCAUAUGACACGAAAACCAAUAUCAGUUGUAAAAAAUGUAUUAAGUUUCAAUUGUAGCAGUUUAUCACCACCUCCAAACAUUGUUAUUAAUAGUACUAAUCGAGAUACAUGGUGUGAUUGGGCUCCAUUUGAUACUGAGGAUGCUCCAGCAUUGCUUGGCAUAUUAGAUUCAGCAUUCCUGUUUACAUAUGCUGCAGCCAUGUUCCUCAGUGGUUUUAUAGCAGAAAGAGUAAAUUUACGCUAUUUCCUUGCAUUCGGUAUGCUUGCAUCAGGUAUAUCUUGUUAUCUGUUUGGUAUUGCUAGACCAUACAAUAUCCAUAGCUUGUGGUAUUUUGUUUUAGUACAGGCAGUUGGUGGUGUCUUCCAAACAUCAGGUUGGCCUGGAGUAGUUACAGUUGUAGGAAAUUGGUUUGGAAAAAGAAAAAGAGGCUUAAUCUUUGGCAUAUGGAAUUCUCACACCUCUCUGGGAAAUAUUUUGGGUAGUUUAAUUGCUGCUGAAUUUGUGGAAUCUGAUUGGGGUCUAAGUUUUAUGGUACCUGGAGCUGUAAUGGGUGUUGUGGGAUUUAUAAUAUUUCUUUUUCUAAUACCCAAUCCUAUAGAUAUUGGGUUUGUUCCACCUAUUUCUCCUAGAUUUAGAAAAUUUGAUGCAACUCAUACUUCAGAUGAAGACAGUGGAGCAGAAGAUUGUGAGCAGUCAUGUAAUGAUGGUGAAGAUUAUUGGAAUCGUCUCGUCUAUCGCUGUGUCUACCAUGAACAAGUUAAUGUUGAUGAUUUGGCAAGUUUGCGAUCUGAAACUAGUCCAAUAUUACCAAGACAAAGACAUGUACAAGAAUCUCAUAGAGGAAAUGCAAUUGGAUUUAUAGGAGCUUUGUCUAUACCUGGAGUCAUAGAAUAUUCGCUUUCUUUAUUUUUUGCAAAACUUGUAAGCUACACAUUCCUGUACUGGUUGCCAUUAUAUAUUGCAGCUUCAACUACCUACGGUGCAACAUUAAGUGCAGAUAUCUCCACUUUAUUUGACGUAGGCGGUAUUGCAGGUGCAAUAGCAGCUGGUGUCUUAUCCGAUUAUAGCGGCAUGAGUGCUUUAACGUGUGCCGUUAUGCUUGGAUUUGCAGUUCCUGUGUUGUUUAUAUAUGACUAUGUUGGAAGCACGAGUUUGGGAAUCAACAUAGUAUUAUUACUAAUAGCUGGACUAUUAGUAAAUGGACCAUAUGCCUUAAUAACAACUGCCGUGUCUGCUGACCUAGGAACUCAUCCUAGUUUAGGAGAUAACUCUAAAGCUUUAGCUACAGUUACUGCCAUUAUUGAUGGUACAGGCAGUAUUGGUGCUGCUGUUGGUCCAUUAUUAGCAGGUUUGGUGUCACGUUGGGCUGGUUGGCAUAAUGUAUUUUAUAUGCUUAUGAUUGCAGAUAUGAUAGCAUUAUUAUUUCUGUCCAGAUUAGUAUACAAGGAUAUACAAAUGUACAGACGACGAAUAAGAGCCGUUUAACUUUAUUCUUUUUCACCAGGUAAAGAAUAAUGGAUAACUAUGAAAAUAAACAAAUUAUACAAAUAUGUAUUUGUAACUUUAGCUUUCCAUAAAUAUGAUAAAAUGUAUAAAAAGUUGUACUUUGUGGAGUAAUGAUAUGGAAAAAAGAGAAAGGACAGAUCUCAGAAUAACUAAUUACAGAAUAUAAUUAAUAUUACACUUUGGUAAAUUAUGAACAACGCUUAUAUUCAUUUAAAAAACAAAAUAAACAUUUUUACUGAAGAAUUAUUAAAAAACAAGAAAAGGAAGGAUACAUAAGGCUUUGAAUGACAACCACUUUACCGACAAUAGUGGUAGGAAUAUGUCACGUGAUCAGUUAACACUAUGCCGCUUGUCGCGCGGUCAUAAACACUGAUAGACUGCGCUCUUUUAUAGGAAAGAUGAAGUUGACACUAAAAGAUAAAGAUAGUCCCAUGGUAGUGUUCCCGCACUUGUACAUUAUAAAGAGUGAGGGAAAGCGACUAAAGAAUGAUUAGGAGGAAGAUUACGCUUUGAAUGUAUCAAAGAAAUUUUUUAAAUUACAUUUGGGACUUCGAAAUUUCAAAAUUUGAACAUUUCUGCAAUGAAAAAUUUAAAGUUUCUACUUGGAAGA